Messenger RNA from Danaus chrysippus (African queen), 2418 nucleotides. The record is from the annotation of a GenBank genome assembly. NCBI's taxonomy places the organism in Eukaryota, Metazoa, Arthropoda, Insecta, Lepidoptera, Nymphalidae.
AUGAAUAAAGUAUUUUGCUCUGAUAUACUCAAAGUGUCGAAAAGGAGUUUGUUAAAAAGAUAUUGUAGUUAUGUUAAUAAAAGAAAAUAUUCCAGUAUUUUGGGAAUUGAAACAUCUUGCGACGAUACAGGCUGCGCUCUAAUUGAUCUAAAUGGAAAGAUAUUGUCAGAAGCCUUACAUUCUCAAAAUUUAAUACAUCUUCGUAAUGGUGGAAUUAUUCCCGAUAUUGCACAAGACUUGCACCGGAGAUACAUCAAGCCUGUUGUUGAUAAAACUUUGGAAAAGGCUGAUUUAAGUAUGUCUGAUAUUAAUGCUAUAGCUGUGACUGUUGAACCAGGCUUACCUUUAAGUCUUGCUGUAGGCAUGAAGUAUGCAAAGCAUUUGGCACGAAAAUAUCAAAAACCAAUAAUUCCUAUCCAUCACAUGGAGGCACAUGCUUUGAUUGCAAGAAUGGAUCAUGAUAUAUCAUUUCCUUUUUUGACUUUACUUAUAUCUGGUGGCCAUUGUUUAUUAGCAGUCGCCCAAGAUGUAAAUGAAUUUAAACUAUUAGGCCAAAGCUUAGAUGGUGCCCCAGGAGAGGUUUUUGAUAAAGCGGCUAGAAGGAUGAAACUAAGGAAUAUUCCAGAAUUAUCACAAAUGUCAGGGGGUCAAGCAAUAGAAACGGCAGCUGCAAAGGCUACAAAUCAUGACAUCUUCAAAUUUCCACUACCCCUGACGGAAACAAAGGAUUGUAAUUUUAGUUUUAAUGGCUUCAAAAGUACUGCAUUGUAUCAUAUAUUAAAAAAAGAAAAAGAACACAAUAUUGAAGGUGAUCAAGUAAUUCCAGAAGUUAAUGAUCUAUGUUUAGCAAUGUUGAUGGGAACAACAAGACAUUUGUUACAUAGGACCCAAAGAGCUAUGGAAUUUUGUGAAAUUAAUAAUCUUUUGCCAGAAAAUAAGAAACAAUUAGUUGUUUCAGGCGGUGUAGCCUGUAAUAACUAUAUAUUCAAAGCUCUUUCAAUACUAUGUGAAGAAUAUGAUUAUAAAAUAUACAGACCUCAACCAAAACUAUGUACUGAUAAUGGAUUGAUGAUUGCCUGGAAUGGUUUAGAGAAGUGGAGAAAACGAAUAGACAUAGUAACUGAUUUAAACCAAAUAAAUAUAAAUCCUACCAGUGACUACGAUGCGGAAGAAUUACACAAUUGUGCAUGGGUUAAUUGGUGUAAGUAUGGAGAUAUAGUUCGAGAAGCACCUGGUAUUAAUUUGGUACACGUAUACGAUCCUGAUGUUAUUGAGGAUGUAUUUCGUCAAAAGGACAAAUACCCAGCAAGGAGGAGCCACAUAGCUAUGCUUCACUAUCGUUUAAGCAAACCAAAUGUUUAUAACACGGGCGGUCUUCUAUCAACAAAUGGCCCAGAUUGGUGGAGAAUUCGAAGCGCAUUUCAAAAAAACUUUUCAAGCCCUCAAAACGCAAAACAAUAUGUUGAUAUAACUGAUAAUAUUGCUUAUAAUUUAGCACAAACAAUAAAAAGUAGGAAAAUUACACACCGUGAAGAUUUUUUAGAUUAUUUAAAUCGCCUUUUCUUAGACGUUAUAGGAGCAAUUGCCUUUGACAAAAAUUUUGAUAGUUUCUCCGAAAAUGAGCUACAUCCAGAUUCCCGCAGUAGUAAAAUUAUAAAAGCAGCUUUUGGUUCCAAUAGCGGCAUCCUGAAACUUGACAAAGGCAUUAUGUGGAGGUACUUUAAGACUCCUUUGUAUAGAAAACUUGAAAAAUCUCAGGAAUAUUUAGAAAAAAUAUCCAUAGAUAUACUAUUAAAUAAAAUUAAGUUUUACAAAAAAGACGACAACACGGAUCGCUCUCUUCUAGCUUCUUUUCUUAAAAUGGCUAAUAUAGAUUUAAAAGAUAUUGUUGGUGUUAUGGUUGACAUUUUAAUGGCGGCUGUAGAUACGACUUCAUAUACAACAAGCUUUGCUUUAUAUCAUUUGGCACAGAAUAAAAACUGUCAAGAGAAGUUAUACGACGAAGUUUCAACUUUACUGCCUUCAACUGAUUCAAAAAUAACUACCGACGUAUUAGCUAAAGCUGUUUAUUUGCGGAGUUGUGUUAAAGAAAGUUUACGUUUGAACCCUGUUUCAAUAGGAGUUGGUCGAGUGUUACAAAAUGAUGUAAUUUUAAAAGGAUAUUUGGUACCAAAGGGGACGGUAAUCGUAACACAAAACAUGAUAGCCUCUCGUCUGCCGCAAUAUUUAAAGGAUCCUUCUCAAUUUAAACCCGAACGCUGGAUUCGCAAUUCACCGGAAUAUGAAAAUAUUCAUCCAUUCCUGAGUCUUCCAUUUGGCUUCGGAUCCCGAGCUUGCAUCGCGAGGCAUUUGGCUGAACAAAACAUGUCCAUUACUAUAAUGAGAGUUAGUAAAAAUGCUUUCGAUUUAAUUGAUUAA